AUGGCUAAUGCUAAAAUUAAAUCUGAUGAAAAAGAUGAACCUGUAAUUAAAGAAGACAUUGGUGUAUUUCAACGUACAACUCAACAAAUCUCACCAUCAACACAAGAAAAACGCAAACGAAAUGAAGAUAUUCCUGUUGAAUCACCUAGAAGAUACAUCCAUCGUUCAGAUGGAAAUCGUUAUGCAACAACAGAAAUGAAAAACAAUUCAUUAUCUGUUCCAUUUUGGAAGAAUCUAAAUCAUCGACAAUCAUCAUUUCAAUUUCAAACGCAUGAAAUUGGUUAUUUUGCAUUAUUUAAUCAAAUAGAUGAUAAAGAAUGUUUUGAAGAUAAACGUUAUAUGAGCGUUGGUGAAUCAGAUUUUAUUUCCGAAAGACGACAAAGUAAAAAUAUUAAUGCGAUGCUUUGGUGGAUAUUACGACAUAAACAAGAUAUUUUCAAAAAUAAUCAAUUUACAUUUGAUUUUCUUUCAUAG
This is a messenger RNA of Rotaria sordida, 474 nucleotides long. The record is from the annotation of a GenBank genome assembly. NCBI's taxonomy places the organism in Eukaryota, Metazoa, Rotifera, Eurotatoria, Philodinida, Philodinidae.